This is a messenger RNA of Phaeodactylum tricornutum CCAP 1055/1, 2031 nucleotides long. RefSeq lists its product with no specific name. Gene Ontology annotation, biological process: polysaccharide biosynthetic process. Gene Ontology annotation, molecular function: transaminase activity; pyridoxal phosphate binding. The transcript has a single exon. NCBI's taxonomy places the organism in Eukaryota, Bacillariophyta, Bacillariophyceae, Surirellales, Neidiaceae. The record is from RefSeq and is a predicted model, not a curated record. Bases 218 to 1942 code for a protein of 574 amino acids.
GCUAUUCUCUUUCCGAACGGUCGGCCUGUCGAUGGCCUUUUUCAAGGUUCGUGGACACUCUGUCGUUCACGACGAGCGUCACUGAUUGCAUCGGAUACUUUGGGUGCUUUGGAGGAAAGGCAAUCGAUAGAUUGAUUGAUUGCUUGAUAGUCGACACCAUCACACGGCAAGAUUCCAGACAGCUAUCCCACUUACGGCAAGUCAACUUACACUUAGCAUGAACCCUCGACACGUCUGGGCCGUGUCGGCUACGUCGACGACGGUUCUCAUUUUCUCGGCAUGGUACUGGUUGAAUCUGUAUCAUGGGAAAGCCCUGCAAUCGAUCGUCUAUACUCCCAAAGUCACGCCGUACGGUGUCUACACAAGCGUUUGGGAAGUCUGUAUCUAUCACGUUUGGUUCCUAGUACUGGGCAGUGUCGUUGAUGGCAACAGUCUGCUGACCCAAUUGGCACGGUGGCAACACCACGACCGCCCCGGGUUGGAACACCGAGUACACAGCGAUCUCCGGCAGGUACUCACGGCGCGUCCGAGUGCCGACGAGACAACUCCUAGCCGGAACAACGAUGCCGACUUUACCGCGGUCACCAUGCCAAAAUCCAUCGAGGACGGAGCCGAGAAUAUUGUCGUGGCGCAUUCGGCCCGCACCAUCUUUUACCACGCGAUUCAAACCUUACUCGACGAGCGAUUCGAAGAGACGGGGGUUCGCAAACUACGCAUUGGUACACAUUCGGUGCAGUUUGGUUCCUUCUAUCGCCUUUUGCAGACUCUGCCAGACGCCACCAUCGAAUUUGUACAGAUGGAUUUCCAUCCGCUGCAUUGGACACUGGACGCGCAAUCGGUAGAUGUUGAGGCUUUUCGAUCGUGCGACCUGAUUCUUGUACAACACGUCUUUGGCGUUCCGCUACCACAAGAUCCACUCCUAGAGCUCGGCAAGCGCUACAACAUUCCCGUCAUGGAAGAUUGUGUGCAGUCUGGAUCCUUGUACGGAAGCUACCAGGGGCAUCCCGGGGCCGAUUUGACCUUGUGGAGUGGCGGACUCGACAAGAUACCUUCCUGUCUGGGUGGCGGAUUUGCUUACUUUCGCAAUACUCCACAUGGCAAUAAGCUUUAUCAAGCCUGCCGUGAUCGAAACGAGGCUUUGCCGGUCGAUUCUUGGCGAGAUCGGGCUCUGUCAAUCUUCAAACAGUUUGUACAUUUGGCCAUUGCCAAAAAUACCCUGGGGAUUGACAAUUUGUUGGGAUUCACCGGAUAUGCAUGGUUGCGGGAACAUCACGGCAAUGCCAUUCCCUGGUAUCACAUUGGUCUUCAAGUCCGCAAGGACAAGGCAUUGGCUCCUUUUCAACACGAAACUUCCAAAUUUUUGCGACGUCCCUCGGCUGCCCAGCUUUUGGCCAUGCGCUACGGUGUCCGCAAAACUUUGCACUACGAGAAAGUAGCCCGGCUGGAAAUAUCGCAACGAGCAUUCCUCUUGUCGCAUAUUCCCUCCCAAUAUCACCACAAGCUCUUUCCCUGGAUGACAACAGAAGUCCUGCUGGCCCACGAACGCAAUCUCGGUAUUUCGGAGUUUACCUGGGUGGUGGCCCCGGAUGCAGCAUCGCGCCGUCGCUUCACACAAUUCCUAAGUGAUCGUUUCGUCAUUGCAUUGAUCAACACCACCUGGGAAUACAACGGGGACAAUAUCGGUAAGGAUAUCUGCCAACGACUCGUCUAUUUACCAAAUUUGAACGAAAUGACGCAGGCUCAGAUCAAGCAUGUUGCAAGUGUACUGACGGCAUGGUCAGAAGAGGAACAGCUAGAUGACAUGUCGGAAACUCCUAGUAAAUCUACGACGGCACAAGCCACCAAGAUUACCAACUCCGAGACACGUCAGGAAGGAAUCCAGCUCCAGGUGAAUCCGAUAGUGAAUGUUCCGGAGUAUAUUGUCACAGCACAAUCUUCCUAGUUGCGUGAAAGCUACCCCUAUAUGUGUAUCCGUACUGCCUUCCCUCGUUGGGAUUAUAAUGGUCACAGAAAAUAAAGCAGCUAUUCUUC